This is a messenger RNA of Oikopleura dioica, 297 nucleotides long. The record is from the annotation of a GenBank genome assembly. Lineage: Eukaryota; Metazoa; Chordata; Appendicularia; Copelata; Oikopleuridae.
AUGGCAGACGACGAAAUCGACUACGAAAGUCUCGGGGGUCAGCAGUCGAUGAUGGUUAACGCUGCUGCUGGCGCCACUGCUGGUUAUUUUGAACACAUAGCCGUCUAUCCGAUUGAUGUGAUCAAGACGCGGAUGCAGUCACUGAGACAGGGAUGUGCUCCAGCGACGCAGAACCCCUUCACAGCUAUGACAAGUCUGGUAAAGUCGGAAGGCGCGAGACCACUCGCCCGGGGCAGCGGAGCCAUUGCCUUUGGCUGCGGCCCCGCUCAUGCAAUUCAGUUCCUUUGUUACGACUAG